This is a messenger RNA of Triplophysa dalaica, 5193 nucleotides long. It is a transcript of the gene svilc, whose product is annotated as supervillin c. The record is from RefSeq and is a predicted model, not a curated record. Gene Ontology annotation, molecular function: phosphatidylinositol-4,5-bisphosphate binding; actin filament binding. Gene Ontology annotation, biological process: actin polymerization or depolymerization; actin filament severing; cytoskeleton organization. The transcript has 28 exons. NCBI's taxonomy places the organism in Eukaryota, Metazoa, Chordata, Actinopteri, Cypriniformes, Nemacheilidae. Gene Ontology annotation, cellular component: cytoplasm; actin cytoskeleton. Bases 385 to 4710 code for a protein of 1441 amino acids.
AUUUAUACUCUCUCUCUCUCUCUCUCUCUCUCUCUCUCUCUCUCUCUCUCACACACACACACACCCUAAAAAGGCUUUUCACUCUCUCACUGGACACAGGCUGUGUGUGAGUGUGUGUACCUGCCAGAGCUUGAUCCGACAGCACAGCUGAUCCACCAACAGAGCGAUGCCGUGCCCUUAGGCCAGUAAUCAGGAUGAUAUACAAACACACCGUUAGAGGAACCUGCUGUUAUUUGAGCUUCCCUGAAUAAUCAAACCAUUCUCCGAUUGUGACUCCACCAUUUAAAUCAAGGUGUUGACAUCAUCUUGAUCAUACGUUUGGAAUUAUUUUGUUUGCCUGAUAUAGUAAAGCGGUCGGGACAGCAAGGGUUUAUUUUGGACAAAAUGGAAAGUUUAGCCCAGGAGUCCAGAGCUGAACGCAUAGCUCGCUACAAGGCAGAGAGAAGACGGGAACUGGCUGAACGUUAUGGCAACCAGGACGAGGAGCUUCCAUCUAAGUGGUCGAGAAGAGAGAGGGAAGGACGGGGUUUUCGCGACUCUACGUGUGCAGAUAUGUCAGGAUCAGAAGCAAUAAAUGGAGGAAUGAGAAGAAAUGGAAGAAUACCACUAGAUGAAAAGCCAGUUUCUACAAAAAUCUCCAAUGGGUGUAGGAAUAACGCCAGUGUAGAGAACAUCCACCAGAACAGAUCAAUGGACAAUGAAAAUCAAGACACCUCAGAAAUGGAUGUAAAGACAGAUGACAGAGCCAAGAUGAGUGUAGCUGCCAAGAUGUCUCUGUUUAAAGAGUUGGAGAAGACAGCUUCGCCCGAGGUUUCUUCCCUUCUCAAACCACGCUCCAGCUUCCAUGAGCGCAGAGCUCGCCGUGGCAAUGACAACCGGGCACUCACUCAGCCAAUCACCUUUGAGGAAACAGUGACGGCAGCGAGUCCUCAGUCAGGUGAGUCCAAGCCUCAGACUGAGCUUGAGGUGGAAGAUGAUGCCAGUUCAAAGCUGUCUAUGAGUGAGAAACUGGCUCUCUUUAACAAACUCUCUCAGCCCAUACUGGGUGCCGCCGGGUGUCCAAAGGGAGAUGGCGGCUCUCUAGAGGCCGGUGAGAGACGCAGACUUAAAGGAGCACGUUACCGCACGCAGCCCAUCACUAUAGAUGAGGUCAAUUUGCUUCAAAAGGGGCCUGUUCAGCUUCCUCAUCUUCAUCUCUCGGCUCAUCUCUCUGACCGGCAGCAGGCUCUGUCCAUCAAUCUGAAGCCCAGCGAAGUAGCUCUGAACUCUACACAGGAGCCUGAAUCUUCCUAUGAACUCACAACAGCGCCUUGUCAACAGCCUACAGAAGAGUGCAGCUCCAAGAAUGCAUUGCAUCAAGGCACAGAGAUUAAAGGCAUUUUAAAAAAGAGCAGUUCGGCCAGAGCGGUGUUGAGAGGUGGAACUCAGGACAGCGAUGAACUGAAUGGACAUGGUCAGGAGCAGAAUCAGGGAGAUAUGGGAGAGAUGAAUGAGGAGAGGCGUACGUCUGUGUCACCUGUGGAUUCAUCUGUAGCUUCAAUCUCAGGUGCUCCCUGGAGGCAGAGGGCGAGGAAGGAUAGCGGCGCUUCCUCUGUCAGAACACGACGAUCUGUACCGAAACCUGAGGGACGUCUGUCUCUACCAGAACAGAUGCUGGCACAAGCCCAGAUCAUGAAACAUGGCGGUUCAUCAUCUGUCAGUGACAGGCUGAUGGAUUCAGGAGUGACUGAGGAAGAAGAGGAAAAGCAGGGUGUAGAGGCAAGAUGCAAUAUGACGGUUAGCAGUGAUGGACUACAGGAUGAAGCUGUCAGUACAAUUGACUCUACACUCCAAACUCAACUCUGGGAGCCUGUGUUCUCCUCUGUAUAUUCUCGUUGUAAUUCCACACCUCAAUAUGUGAUGUGUUUCAAUGAGAGAAGUCUUUCUUAUGAAGCUCAGGAGGUUUCCUCUCCAUCUCAAUCCCAAUCACACGUAAAGGGGAGAGUCAAGGCAAACUGUGAGGAAGAAGAUUCUGCUAAACUUGUCCCUAUAGAGACGCAAAUCAUUUUCCCAGAUGAGUUUAGAUCGAGCCCACAGUGUGCUUCUGAGAUGACUAAAGAGGCCAUGAGCUCUGAACCCUCUUCACUUCCAGCUUGCCAGACGAGCGGAGGAGACACAGAACCUGACCUGAGCACUCUCUGUCAAACAAACACUCCAAUUUUGAGCUCAGCUGUGGCUGAACACAGGCGUUCAGUGCGGCCGUCUCGCAGGACUCAGGGUUCAAGGAAUCCAUUACGAGCUCUUGCUGCUCGAGAGGAUAUCCAACAGGAUUUCAUGCAACAUGAGGACAACAGCCAGAUGGAGAAUAACAGUGAAGCUACGAAUAAAUCAAACUGCUCCACAACUGAUGUCACUUCCUGUGGUAAAGUGAGCAGACCCACGGUGCCAUACAACAAACUCAUGCUCAUACAGGUUAAAGGAUGGAGACAGGUACAGGUGCGUUUGGUGGAACCCGUAUCACGCUCUCUUAACAGUGGCGACUGCUUUCUGCUGGUUACACCCUCACACUGUUUCCUGUGGACCGGAAAAUUCUCAAACACCGUUGAGAGAGAGAAGGCAUCUGAAUUGGCCUCCUUGAUUGUGACCCAGGGGGAUCUGGGUUGCCAAGCAACAGGCGUCAUUCACCUGGAUGAAGGUGUAAACACAGACAGCCCGCAGGCUGCAGAGUUCUGGAAACUUCUCGGGGGACAGACCGAGUAUAAAGGUCCUGAUGGUGCUGCUGAUGACGAACACUUUGAAAAAGCCAUUUCAGAGUCAAACUGUAUUUACAGUCUACAGGGAGACAGACUCAGACCACAUGAGCAGGGCUGGGCCUCCAUACCACACCUCACCCUGCUGGACUCCUCACAGACUCUGCUGUUUGACUUUGGCAGUGAGCUCUAUCUGUGGCAUGGGAAAGACGUGGGGCCGAGCGAGAGGAAGGUAGCGCUGCAGCUGGCUCAGCAAGUCUGGGACGGAGCUUAUGACUACAGCAGCUGCAGGAUCAACCCUCUGGAUCCCUCUGGUGGCCACAACCUGAAGCAAGGCACUGGCCGUCCGGACUGGUCAAUAUUUGGACGCGUAUUUGACCAAAACGAGACUGUACUGUUCAAAGAGAAGUUCGCUCACUCAUUUGAACAGACAAGAAUGAGCAAGAAUCACAUUGCACUUUCCAUACAAGAGGAAGUCCAGACCCCCUUGCUUGAAUCCUCUUCCCCGCCAAUGCUUGUUGAGCAGUGGUCAUGUGAUGCCAAAGCCCUCUUCUGUGGAGCCUGUUUCUCAAGCCCGUCCCAAGUCAUUUUGGAUGGUGUGGAUGUACGAAGGGGACGGGACCUUGUCACGCUGAGCAAUGGUAGACAGGCCGAGUUACAUACUGUGGCGUUAAAAAAGUGGCUUGUUUUAGAGGGUGAAGAGCGUGAGGUAGAUCCAGAGAGCUUUGGACAGUUUCAUGAGGAAAACACAUACGCUAUACAGUGGACGUACAGCCUCGCGACUGUGGUGGAUCAGACGAAAGAAGAGCAAGAAAAAUCUGUUCUCUUCAUCUGGAAGGGGCGACAUUCGAGCAUCAGUGGGCGGGACCUGUCAUCAUCAUUGACCAAACUGUGUAGUCCUCAAGUGUUUGUAAAAGAAGGGGAGGAGCUACCAUGUUUUCUGCAGCUGUUUCAGGGACGGAUGGUCAUUUACAGACAACAAAGCAGCAGGGAUGUAGGAGGCUGGCGUAUGUUCUGUGUGAGAGGUGAUGUGCCAGUGGAGGGCAGUCUGUUGGAGGUUGAACCCGUCUGCUCCAGCCUGAGGUCUCGUGGAUCUCUGCUCUUGCUGAACGGCCAGCAGGGGGCAAUCAACCUGUGGCAUGGAUGCAAAGCCCACACCCAAGCCCGACAGGUGGCAAAGCAGACCGUCCAACAUCUCAAAGAAACGUGGCCACCUGAGUUUGGCUUGAAAACUGACAGCUUUCUGAACGUCCAAGAAGUGGAGGAAGGGAAAGAGCCAGCUGAGUUCUGGAAUGCGAUUGGACCACAGGACAGGAAGUCGUAUGAUUGCAUGUUACAAGAUCCUGGUAAAUUUAAUUUUACUCCUCGCCUUUUUCAUCUAAGUGCCCAGUCAGGAAUGUUCAAAGGGGUGGAGCUUAUUAGCCCCUCCCAUGUGAAUGGUGUCGUCACAGCAAUGCCCUUCCUCCAGGAUAAAUUAUAUGAGGUGCCACCUCCAGCGCUGUUUCUGCUGGAUAACUUUCUGGAGGUGUAUUUAUGGCAAAGCAGUGAAGCUGCAGCCUCACAGCGCCUCCACUGGGACAAAGAGAAGAAGUGCGCCAUGGAAACUGUCUUGCAAUACUGUAGAGAGAGAAAUCCCAGGCGGCCUCCAAUGGCGUACCUUAUAGAUGAAGGGAUGGAGCCUCUUACAUUCACUAAUAUUUUUCCUUCAUGGGAGAUGAGACAGACACAGGAAGUACAGGACUGUGUGGUGUGUAAAAAGUUAACACUGGUGCAGGAUGCCCUAGCUGCCCUUAAUAGGACCCAGUAUCCCCUGAAGGAUUUGCUGAGGAGACCCUUACCUGAGGGAGUGGAUCCACUACACCUGGAGAACUACCUGUCACAGAAUGAUUUCAAGGUUGCUUUUGGAAUGACACAGAACGACUACAACUGUUUGUCAGAUUUACAAAAAAUGGACCUCAAGAAAAGCAAAGGACUUUACUGAGCAUCAUCAGAACUGUAAUCUUGUGUCAACAAAAACAAUGACAUGUUCUUGUCAGUUUUAAGGGCUUGAGGUAAACUCUGCAGGACACUGGCCCUCCAGGUGCAGGAUUGGGCACCUCUGUUGUAAGGUGACAUCAAUCACGUGUACAGUGUAAUUGUGAAUGUUAAACCGUGAGUGUGAGUGAGUUUUUGCGAUCUUUUUGCCUAAUGUUUAGCACUCAUUUUGGCCAAAGCUCUGUUCUCACAGCUAGACAGAACUGUUUACUCUGACCUUGACAAAUUGCUGCCAUGUUUUUCUUCGUGGUUUCCCCUCCUCCAUCCUCUACUGCAGCUGUUUCUGCUCUUUCUUUAUCCCCCCUGUCUGACAUCUAUCUCCUCUUUAAACACAAGCAGCACAUGUGAAUAUGAGGUGUGGGUGAUUUACUCAACUUCAAGUUGAAUUUAGUCAUGUUUAUUUUAAAAUAAAAACAUCGACAUGUUUUCA